Molecule: messenger RNA, 294 nt
Organism: Penicillium taxi
Lineage: Eukaryota; Fungi; Ascomycota; Eurotiomycetes; Eurotiales; Aspergillaceae
Exons: 1
Coding region: 1-294 (97 amino acids)
Source: RefSeq, a predicted model, not a curated record
AUGAUCAAUACAGCUACAGCGGCAGCAAGCUGUUUUAGCGGCAAAACAGUCCAGAUAACAAGUGACUUUACUGAGUAUAGUGACUUAUCAACUUGGGGGUGGGAAUCUGAGGAUGCGGACCUUGAUGAUGCUUCUGGGGCCGAAAGCUCUGAGCCUUCCUUCUACGAGUCGCUUAUCUCAGAAAAGACUUCGAAAUUCAUCAAAUGGACCCAGAAAAAUACCGUCACAGUGGAUGGUGUUGUCUAUGAUGUAAGUGCCUCAAGUCACACUUCCAUCAAGACUCUUUCAUCCUAA